AUGCUGGGACUUGUAGCCUUCAUAGGUGGUGACCUCCAUGCUACGUCUGGGAGACUCCUGAGAUGCACCUUGAAGUCUUCAGCAGUCCAACAGACUUCUGGCUCCACACACCACCUCCAGAGGGCGUGGCUCUCCUCACAGGCACCUGUCUGUGGACACCAUACCCCUAAACAUAGGACAGGGCUGUAUGGGCCUUUUACACACCCACAGCAGACACUGGGGAGUUCCCGUGGCCCCCUCUCCCUCUUCACCCAGAGGGCCGCCCUCUCCCAGGGACCCAACACCUCCACAGCCAAUAUCAGGCUGCGAACACGGCUGGUGGUCACCCUGCUGUUCGGCGGGGGUCUGCUUGGCACCUGGUGGUACGUGCGUAAUGAGAAGCAGCAAAAUCACAGAAUGCAGCGUAUAGAGCAGUUGAAAAAGGUGACCCUGGGCCAGGGAGACUACAGCCUCCUUGACCACAGGGGGCACCGCAGGACCAAGAGAGACUUCCUGGGUAGCUGGGUGCUCCUCUACUUUGGCUUCACCCACUGCCCUGACAUCUGCCCCGAUGAGCUGGAUAAGAUAUCUGCUGUGGUCAGCACUCUGGACAAGGACCCGUCUCUACCUCCGGUCCAACCGCUGUUUGUGACGGUUGACCCGGAACGAGACGAUGUGGCGGCCCUGGAGAGGUACGUGAAGGACUUCCACCCCCGGCUGAUCGGCCUGACGGGUACCCCAGAGGAGGUGAAGGUGGCGGGGAAGGACUACAGGGUGUACGCCAGCCCUGGACCUAAGGAUGAGGACGGGGACUAUAUAGUGGACCACACCAUCCUCAUCUACCUGGUCAACCCAGAUGGACUGUUCCUGGACUAUUACAACAGGAUGAAGGAUGACGUGCAGAUUGCUGAGAGCAUCAGGAACCAUAUGAAGAGCUACGUCAAACUCCCUGAGUGA
Coregonus sp. 'balchen' is the source of this 936-nucleotide messenger RNA. The record is from the annotation of a GenBank genome assembly. Lineage: Eukaryota; Metazoa; Chordata; Actinopteri; Salmoniformes; Salmonidae.